UUUUGUUUGAAUAGUUUUGAAUUUUCUAACGAAUGUUUUUUCGUCUGAGUUAAUAAGUGCUUUAUCACGUUAAAAAUAAAUAAAAUCGUAAAUAAAUCAAUGGAUUUACGGGUUAUUGUGUGUUAAAAUUUGUUAACUAUGAACGGGAACAGAGAUUCCACGUCGAACAGCAUCAAGUUUGCGCCUAUGCCUAUGUCGGCGUUGCUAGCAAAUUUGAGGCCUUUGCAAGCCGUGGAGCCGGAUACCCCGGACUCGAGUUUCACGACAGACGACAGCGACGAUUCCUUCAGGGAAAUAGCUACAUUGAAGACACCGGUUCUAAAGAAAAACAAAUCUUCAACACCACAAUACAAAACCACAAAAACAAUAAAAACUUUCGCCUCCGAAAGGAAAAUAAUUUCAAAUGACCAGAAUAAAGAAAACUCUAGCCAUACCAAGAUUCCGCAGCAGGUUUUAUUUACCAAAGAUCGUGAUGUAUUAUCAGUACAAAAGCAGAUGAAACCUGCUCCGAAUUCCGAAAUUCAAAAACGUAUGUUGAUACCACAACAGAAUAACUCACAACUGCCUAUCAAACAGAGUAAUUCAGUGCAAAAAAAUACUCCAGAGGCAGCCAAAGUGCCAAAUAGUAGUCAAAAGUUGAAAACAGGAACACCUAUAAUAAAGUCAGGUAUACGGAAAUUUACGCCAGGUUCGGGGCGACAGAGUCAGAAAAAAAAACCUUUAUUGACUGUGAUACCGAAUAGGGACAAAGUUAUACGUGAAUUGUUUAGACAGAACCAACAAACAGAUCCUAUAGAACCCACUCCAGUUUCUAACUCUUUACCUGUCCCAGAGACUCCUUCAAAUAAGCCUGUGCCUAAAUCAUAUGCGGCCACCCCGUCCUAUCCUCAAGGCAUACCUAGCAGUAUCCCUAACAACUCUAAAGUGUUAUUCAAAACUACUAGCAUUAAAGAUAAAAAGUACAUGUACAUUAAAAAACUGGGGACUGGAGGCUCCAGUGAAGUCUAUAAGGUGCUAGAGGUUGGUACAUCAUGUGAGUAUGCAGUCAAGUGUGUGUUCCUGGCCACGGACCAGGAGAUGGCGCAGGGCUACAUCAACGAAGUGAGGCUUCUGAGGGAGCUGCAGAACUCUGACCGAGUUAUACGCCUCUAUGACUAUGAGUACGACAGACAAAACCAGUUCCUCCGCGUCGUGUUAGAGGUUGGUGAGACUGACCUGGCGUCGUUUCUACGCGCGCGCGGUGCCGGCCUGCCACCCGCGCUCGUCUUACAUUACUGGGAAGAAAUGCUGCUCGCUGUCAACUACAUACAUGAACAUGGUGUAAUCCAUGCGGAUCUGAAGCCUGCGAAUUUCCUCCUGGUGUGUGGUCGUCUCAAGCUCAUAGACUUCGGCAUCGCAUCAGCAAUAAGCGGGGAUGCGACGAGCGUGGUGCGCUCGCAAGCGGCCGGAACGUACUCCUACAUCAGCCCUGAGGCGCUGAUGGGUGGCGCCGGGGGCUACGGCAAUAGUGCCAACAUCAAGAUCUCGUACCGCUCAGACGUAUGGUCUCUGGGCUGUAUUUUGUACAGCAUGGUGUACGGGCGCACGCCGUUCGGCCACAUCCCCAACCUCGCCAAGCUGGCCGCCAUACUCGACCCCAACCACCGCAUCGACUACCCGCCAACAGACCAGCUGCCAACAUCACUAGUCUCAACCCUCAAGUGGUGUCUGACGUACAACGCGCGGUCGCGACCGAGCGUCAGAGAGUUACUGGCCGUCAAGCACUUGCCGCGAGCGCCUCUGCCGCAACCUUUGCUCGACCGACUGAAACCGCACGUUACUCAGGACGAGUUCAGGUUGCUACAGCAGGCUCAGAUAUAAACUCAGGAAUAUGAGAAACGGGACAUUCCCUUGCCAUUGAGGUAUACAUCUGACAAUGCCAAUUAACAAAAUUUUGAUCCUCAAUUGAACAUGCGCCUCGCUAUGAAGGCACUUUUGACAUUAGAAUAGUAAUGUGUUGAUCGAAAAAAAUAUAGUCAAGUGCGAGCCACACCUAUGUCUUCGUGAGUUGUAAAUAGUAGUUGUUUUAAAAGUGUUAUUAUAAUUUAAGACACUUUCCUUAGAUAAAUUAUUUUACCUAAUAUAUUUAAUGAAAUUCAUGCAUACUGAAUACAGGGGUUUCUAUAGUAAUAGAUUUAUAAUAAUAGAUGACUGACUUGACAAGGUACCUGCGGGGUGAUCCGCUGACUCUGUGUCUAACACUGUUAUGUAUGAUAGCCACCGAGCUCGUUUGACAUUCGUGAGUUCUACUUUGCUGCUUCACUGAGAGAUAUUAAAAUAUUUUUUGUAGUUCUAUGGAUUACAAGUGUAAAUUAAAAAUUAAUA
Messenger RNA from Maniola jurtina (meadow brown), 2364 nucleotides. RefSeq names its product dual specificity protein kinase TTK (gene Mps1). Gene Ontology annotation, cellular component: nucleus; kinetochore; spindle. Gene Ontology annotation, molecular function: ATP binding; protein serine/threonine kinase activity; protein serine/threonine/tyrosine kinase activity. NCBI's taxonomy places the organism in Eukaryota, Metazoa, Arthropoda, Insecta, Lepidoptera, Nymphalidae. The coding region runs from base 139 to 1860 and encodes 573 amino acids. Gene Ontology annotation, biological process: peptidyl-serine phosphorylation; meiotic spindle assembly checkpoint signaling; protein localization to kinetochore. The record is from RefSeq and is a predicted model, not a curated record. The transcript is spliced from 6 exons.